Molecule: messenger RNA, 1446 nt
Organism: Echinococcus granulosus
Lineage: Eukaryota; Metazoa; Platyhelminthes; Cestoda; Cyclophyllidea; Taeniidae
Product: Adenylosuccinate lyase
Exons: 8
Coding region: 1-1446 (481 amino acids)
Biological process (GO): 'de novo' AMP biosynthetic process
Cellular component (GO): cytosol
Molecular function (GO): (S)-2-(5-amino-1-(5-phospho-D-ribosyl)imidazole-4-carboxamido) succinate lyase (fumarate-forming) activity; N6-(1,2-dicarboxyethyl)AMP AMP-lyase (fumarate-forming) activity
Source: RefSeq, a predicted model, not a curated record
AUGGCCGGGUCUGGUGAUGUGUACGAAAGCCCUCUCAAUACUCGCUAUGCAAGCCCCGAGAUGCAGUACAAUUUUAGCCCUAGGAGGAAGGUGGUAUUAUGGCGCCAACUAUGGUUGUGGCUCGCAGAAUCGCAACAGAAACUGGGUCUAAAAAUAACUGAUGGACAAUUGGAGGAAAUGCGUCACAAUCUGGACCAAGUUGAUUUUGAACAGGCAGCGAAAGAAGAAGCUCAGAGGCGCCAUGAUGUGAUGGCACAUGUUUAUGUUUUUGCGAAGGCCUGUCCUAAGGCAUCUCCCAUAAUUCACCUUGGUGCGACCUCUUGCUACGUGGUCGAUAAUGCUGACCUAAUAAUUCUGCGUCACGCCUUCACUCUCCUGGCUCCCCGGGUCGCCCGCUGCGUUGCACGAUUGGCUGAGCUGGCGCGUCGACACCGUGACGUCGUCUGUCUCGGUCGUACCCACCUCCAGCCUGCCCAACCCACCACAGUUGGCCGGCGCAUGUGCCUGUGGAUGCAGGAUCUGCUGCUCGACCUAGAGAGCAUUGAACGCGCUAGAGAUCAUCUCAUUCGAUUUCGGGGCACCAAGGGCGCCAUUGGGACUCAAGCCUCUUUUCUGGACCUCUUUGAAGGAGAUGAUGCCAAGGUUAUGAAAUUGGAUGAAUUAGUGGCGAAGAGGGCGGGUUUUUCGCGGGUCUGGUCGGUUACGGGGCAGACGUAUCCGCGAAAGUUGGACGCUGAUUUAGUGAGCAUCCUCUCCAGCCUUGGUGCCACCGUACAUAAAAUCUGCACGGACAUUCGUCUGCUGGCCAGCUUCAAGGAGGUUGAGGAGCCUUUUGAGUCCAAUCAGAUUGGUUCGUCGGCGAUGCCGUAUAAGCGUAACCCCAUUCGCUGCGAGCGGGCGUGCGCUCUUGCGCGAUUGUUGAUGUCACAUAGCGCGGCGGCGUUGGCGACGGCGGGGGUUCAGUGGCUGGAGCGCUCCCUUGAUGAUUCCGCAUUGCGACGUGUCCUCCUUCCCGAGGCCUGCCUGGCUGCGGAUGCAUGUCUCAUCAUUAUUCAGAAUGUCUUUGAGGGCCUGGUUGUCUAUCCCAAGGUGAUCGAGCGCAACCUGAUGUCAGAGCUGCCCUUCUUGGCAACAGAACGUAUUCUCAUGUGGAUGGUGAUGCAUGCUGGGGCAGACCGACAGGAGUGUCACGAGCGCAUCCGCGCUCACAGUCAGGCCGCUGGCGAUAUGAUGAAGUUAGAGGGACGCUGCAACGAUCUCGUUGCGCGUCUCAGUGGCGAUGCCUACUUCGCGCCUAUCGCCAAACACCUAGAUCAGCUCCUUGAUUCUCGUGCUUUCAUUGGACGCGCGCCUGACCAGGUUGAUGACUUCUUUGUUAAAGAGGUCGCUCCUGUGCUGGAACGUUACUCCGAAGAGUUGGGAGGUUUUUCUACUCUAACAGUAUAG